CUUGAGACUAUCCGUCAUUCAACCAGUUUAUAUAUUUGUAGUAAUAUUCAUUACCAUAAAAUUAUUAUAUUCAAUGAGAGAAGCACUAUUUUUAUUUUGACAAGACAAGCAACAUUUAAAAGAGAUAACCUAUUUUUUAAGUGGAACUCUCCUUGAUCUCUUCAGUCCAUCAUUUUUAUUCGAAUUCUAUUUAUUGUUAUCUAUUUUUGCUGAUAAUAAAUGCAAAAUGUGAAAAGGUUAUUGAAUUCUCUAUUAUGUUGUAUUAUGUGCUAAUAUCAUUACAGUAAUAUCUGAAGUGUGAAGAGAAAGAUGAUUCUACCCAUCAUAAUUUUAGUGAUAGUUUUAUUAGUCAUCCUUAAAUAUGUGUUCAGGGAUAUCGAAGAGUCGGAGAAAAAUUUCCAGAAGAUACCUGGUCCGAAAGGAGUUCCAUUUUUGGGAAAUAUUCAAGAUUUAUUCUGCAAUGAUGAGGUCAGAUGGAAUAGAUUAAGGGCUAGAGCUCUCAAAUAUUAUCCCAUAUUCAAAAUGAAGGUUCUCAAUCAGAAGUUGGUACAUUUAUUUGAUCCAUCAGACAUAGAGGUCAUUUUAAGUAAUCCCAAAUAUAUUUCGAAAGGAAAAUUUUAUGAACCAACCAGAUAUUGGUUGGGAGAUGGAUUAUUAGUAUCUGCAGGGGAGAAGUGGAAGAAAAACAGAAGAUUACUUACAAAAAGUUUCCAUUUUGGUGUUCUGAAAAAUUACAUGCAUAUCUUCAAUGAACAAUUGGAAAAUUUGAAGAGUUCCUUGAAUUCGAACAAUGGAGAACCUACUGAACUCAUUUCUGUAAUGAAAUACCACUCUUUGAAUAUAAUUUGCACAACUUUAGCUGGAGAUCAAUCUGGUAUAGAAAAAACAUCAAAGAAGUUCUUGAGUUCUUUAGAAACUCUAACCAAGAUGGUUUAUAUAAAAAUGACUGUACCACUAAUGAAUUUCCUGUACAAGUUCACAUACUUGCUCAAAGAAGAGACAGAAGCCAUGAAGAGUUACAAAGACUUCGCACGUGCUCUCAUUGCAAAAAAUUGCGACUCGAAUAAUGUAGACGACGAUACCGACCUUCCAAGGUUAUUGAAAAUACUUUCACAAAAUUGUGAUUCUCAGGGUGUGGAAGAGCAAAUGAAUACCUUUUUAUUUGCUGGACAAGAUACAACAACAACAUCGUUAACUUUCUUCCUUUACGUACUAGCGAACAAGCCAGAUUUACAGGUGAGUUUAGAAAUUGAGUUUGUGAAGAGAAAGAUGAUUCUACCCAUCAUAAUUUUAGUGAUAGUUUUAUUAGUCAUCCUUAAAUAUGUGUUCAGGGAUAUCGAAGAGUCGGAGAAAAAUUUCCAGAAGAUACCUGGUCCGAAAGGAGUUCCAUUUUUGGGAAAUAUUCAAGAUUUAUUCUGCAAUGAUGAGGUCAGAUGGAAUAGAUUAAGGGCUAGAGCUCUCAAAUAUUAUCCCAUAUUCAAAAUGAAGGUUCUCAAUCAGAAGUUGGUACAUUUAUUUGAUCCAUCAGACAUAGAGGUCAUUUUAAGUAAUCCCAAAUAUAUUUCGAAAGGAAAAUUUUAUGAACCAACCAGAUAUUGGUUGGGAGAUGGAUUAUUAGUAUCUGCAGGGGAGAAGUGGAAGAAAAACAGAAGAUUACUUACAAAAAGUUUCCAUUUUGGUGUUCUGAAAAAUUACAUGCAUAUCUUCAAUGAACAAUUGGAAAAUUUGAAGAGUUCCUUGAAUUCGAACAAUGGAGAACCUACUGAACUCAUUUCUGUAAUGAAAUACCACUCUUUGAAUAUAAUUUGCACAACUUUAGCUGGAGAUCAAUCUGGUAUAGAAAAAACAUCAAAGAAGUUCUUGAGUUCUUUAGAAACUCUAACCAAGAUGGUUUAUAUAAAAAUGACUGUACCACUAAUGAAUUUCCUGUACAAGUUCACAUACUUGCUCAAAGAAGAGACAGAAGCCAUGAAGAGUUACAAAGACUUCGCACGUGCUCUCAUUGCAAAAAAUUGCGACUCGAAUAAUGUAGACGACGAUACCGACCUUCCAAGGUUAUUGAAAAUACUUUCACAAAAUUGUGAUUCUCAGGGUGUGGAAGAGCAAAUGAAUACCUUUUUAUUUGCUGGACAAGAUACAACAACAACAUCGUUAACUUUUUUUCUUUACGUACUAGCGAACAAGCCAGAUUUACAGGAUGAAAUUCUCAAUGAAAUCCUGGCUAUAAGCGUGAAUGAAAAUCCUACCUAUGGAGAAAUAACACAAAUGGGUCUUCUAGAUCGAUUUAUCAAGGAGUGCUUGAGAAUGUAUCCACCUGCUCCUUUCAUUGGUAGAACCAUAAAUGAAGAUGUAGGUCUUCCAAGUGGUUAUAAAAUACCAGCAGGAACCUUUAUUUUCAUGAAUAUCUUUGAUAUACAUAGACACCCGAAACUGUACCCUAACCCAGAAAAUUUCGACCUGAAUAGAUUUUCUCCGGAAAAUUGUAGAAAAAGACAUCCAUUUUCAUUCAUACCCUUCAGCGCUGGUCCUAGGAAUUGCAUUGCCCAGAAGUUUGCCAUUCUAGGAAUAAAAACCAUUAUAUGCGGAAUUCUGAAGAACUUCAAACUUGAACCAAUUGGAUCACUCGAAGAUAUGAUCUUUAUUCCUGAUAUUCUGUUGAAGACCAAACAUCCCUUGAAGGUUAAGUUUAUACCUAGAGAGUCAUUAUAGUGAAGUGUUCAUAAAUUAUAUUAGCUAUCUUUAAUGCAAUUAAUCUUUUUCUAUGCGUGUUUGAUAUUCUUUAUGAAUUAGUGAUUUCAUUUCUAAGGGGAAGCUGAAGAAUAACAUUUUCUGAUCUAAUUUAUAUUCUUCAACAAUAAAAUCUGGAAGAAAAAUCAAAACAUAUAAACUUGAAUCUUGAUGUCAAAUUUUUACAUUAUAUACAGUUGAAUAUAUAUAUUUAUUUUUUCUCUCAAACGAA
Molecule: messenger RNA, 2959 nt
Organism: Harmonia axyridis
Lineage: Eukaryota; Metazoa; Arthropoda; Insecta; Coleoptera; Coccinellidae
Product: cytochrome P450 4C1-like
Exons: 14
Coding region: 310-2709 (799 amino acids)
Molecular function (GO): oxidoreductase activity, acting on paired donors, with incorporation or reduction of molecular oxygen; iron ion binding; monooxygenase activity
Source: RefSeq, a predicted model, not a curated record